AUGAAAAGAAUUUCGUGCAUGUUGGUAGGCGAUAAGAAAGUUGGCAAAAGUAGUAUCGCGGUCAGGUACACAACAAACUCGUUUCGUCCCGAGAUAACACAGCGAUGUCAAUUUCAAUCGACAAAAAUCAAUAUAGACGGGACAAAUUACGCGUUAGGACUUGUCGACACAACAGACACAAACAACACAUUUUGCGAGAAAAACAUCGAAAAGGUUGAUUGCUUUCUGGUCAUCUAUUCGAUAACUGAUAAAGACACGCUUCUUCACCUGCCGGUUUAUUUGAGUAAGAUAUUCGACAUAAAGAAGAAAGUACAGAAGAAGGCGAAUGUUGUGAUAGUGGGUAACAAGUCAGACGAGACUCAGAGAGAUGUGACCUAUGAAGAGGGGUUUGCCUUUGCAGAGUCUAUUAACUGCACUUUCAUGGAAACCUCUGCCAAAGACUUCACAAAUAUAAAUCACCUCUUCGACGUCGCAGCAAGAGAAUGUGUUGAGCAACUGACUGAAACAACGUCUGAGUGCCCCGUCAUGUAA
Molecule: messenger RNA, 531 nt
Organism: Entamoeba invadens IP1
Lineage: Eukaryota; Evosea; Mastigamoebida; Endamoebidae
Exons: 1
Coding region: 1-531 (176 amino acids)
Biological process (GO): signal transduction
Cellular component (GO): plasma membrane
Molecular function (GO): GDP binding; GTP binding; GTPase activity
Source: RefSeq, a predicted model, not a curated record